Messenger RNA from Cladocopium goreaui, 320 nucleotides. The record is from the annotation of a GenBank genome assembly. Lineage: Eukaryota; Dinophyceae; Suessiales; Symbiodiniaceae.
GACGUAGCGGCAUUGCUUUGCUCAUUCUGGCAGCUCUUUGCGUCGCACCAACCUUCGUGGCACCAAACAGCUCUCAGCCAGCACCAGUGGAGGUGGACACUGCCCGUGUGGCGGCCGUCGCAGCCGGUUUGACCCCCUUGGCGUUGGAGCAGCCAGCCUCCGCAUAUGACAGCGUGGUGGCCAUGCUGCAGAGCUGGCUCGUGGGUGGCAUUGCAUUGGUCCUGAUCUACGGCGCCGCAUUCGUGGCCGCCUUGGCCAACCCAUUGACCAAGCGACGACAGGAGGUGAAGGCAGAGGUGGAUGCCAUCAAGAGGGCUUAG